AUCCAGUACUUAAAACAAGUUAGUCAAAGCAACCUAACGGAUACCAAAAUUAAAACCAGUAUCGUUAAGAUCAGUUCUAAUUUAAAAGAAUGGCAAAAGUGAUGCAACUUUAUUAUUUUUUCCCCUUAAAUACUGGGAGAUUGCACGGGGAGAAAGGGAUUUCCGUCCCGGACCACGGCUUCUGCCAGCCCAUUUCGAUCCCUCUCUGCACGGACAUCGCCUACAACCAGACCAUUCUGCCCAACCUCCUGGGCCACACCAACCAAGAGGACGCCGGGCUGGAAGUCCAUCAGUUCUACCCGCUGGUGAAAGUGCAGUGCUCGCCGGAGCUGCGCUUCUUCCUGUGCUCCAUGUACGCGCCCGUCUGCACCGUCUUGGAACAGGCCAUCCCGCCCUGCCGAUCCCUGUGCGAGCGGGCGCGCCAAGGCUGCGAGGCCCUGAUGAACAAGUUUGGCUUCCAGUGGCCCGAGCGACUCCGCUGCGAAAACUUCCCCGUCCACGGCGCAGGUGAGAUCUGCGUGGGGCAGAAUACUUCGGACACUUCGGGAGCGGGCGGAGGGGGCCCCGGAAGUGCCACCGUCUAUCCCACCCCGUAUCUGCCCGAUACCCACUCUCACCCCCUGCGCCCCACCGGCUCUGGCUUCUCCUGCCCACGGCAGCUCAAAGUGCCCCCGUACCUGGGCUACCGCUUUUUGGGUGAGAGAGACUGUGGUGCCCCUUGUGAACCAGAACUCCCCAAUGGGCUGAUGUACUUCAAGGAGGCGGAGGUUCGCUUUGCCCGUCUGCUGGUAGGCAUCUGGUCAGUCCUAUGCUGUGCCUCCACCCUCUUCACUGUCCUGACCUACCUGGUGGACAUGAGACGCUUCAGCUACCCUGAGCGACCCAUCAUCUUCCUCUCUGGCUGCUAUUUCAUGGUGGCAGUGGCCUAUGUGGCUGGCUUCCUGCUGGAGGACAAAGUGGUCUGUGUGGAACGUUUUUCAGAAGACGGCUACCGCACUGUGGUGCAGGGCACCAAGAAAGAAGGGUGCACCAUCCUUUUCAUGAUCCUCUACUUUUUUGGCAUGGCCAGUUCCAUCUGGUGGGUGAUCCUCUCCCUCACCUGGUUCCUUGCUGCUGGCAUGAAGUGGGGCCACGAGGCCAUUGAGGCCAAUUCCCAGUACUUUCAUCUGGCUGCCUGGGCCGUGCCUGCCAUCAAGACCAUCACCAUCUUAGCCAUGGGACAGGUGGACGGGGACGUGCUCAGUGGAGUCUGUUACGUGGGCAUCUACAGUGUAGACGCACUGCGGGGCUUUGUCUUGGCCCCACUCUUUGUCUACCUCUUCAUUGGCACCUCCUUCCUCCUGGCUGGCUUUGUGUCCCUCUUCCGUAUACGGACCAUCAUGAAACAUGAUGGCACCAAAACCGAAAAGCUGGAGAAGCUCAUGGUGAGGAUUGGCAUUUUUAGUGUCCUCUACACAGUGCCUGCCACCAUUGUGUUGGCUUGCUACUUCUAUGAGCAGGCCUUCCGGGACACAUGGGAGAAAACCUGGCUCCUGCAGAGCUGCAAAAGCUAUGCCAUUGCUUGCCCCACCAACUUUGCCCCAAUGAGCCCGGACUUCACUGUCUUUUUGAUCAAGUAUCUUAUGACCAUGAUUGUGGGCAUCACGACUGGCUUCUGGAUUUGGACUGGCAAAACUCUCCAGUCUUGGAGGCGCUUUUACCACAGACUCAGCACAGGAAGCAAAGGGGAGACUGCUGUAUGAGGGUCCCUUGGCUUCUUCUCCCCUUGUAUUGCAAGGAACAAGGGCUUGGACCAUUGUUCCUUCAAACUACCUUUGCUUCUCACCAAGAGACCAUCUCUAGACUGUGCUUCGGGGCAGUAAAUAUCUUAUCCUCUGAGAAUUUGCUUAUUCCCCCCCC
This is a messenger RNA of Protobothrops mucrosquamatus (brown spotted pit viper), 1899 nucleotides long. RefSeq names its product frizzled-7. Gene Ontology annotation, molecular function: Wnt-protein binding; Wnt receptor activity. The transcript has 2 exons. The record is from RefSeq and is a predicted model, not a curated record. Gene Ontology annotation, cellular component: plasma membrane. NCBI's taxonomy places the organism in Eukaryota, Metazoa, Chordata, Lepidosauria, Squamata, Viperidae. Bases 90 to 1742 code for a protein of 550 amino acids. Gene Ontology annotation, biological process: canonical Wnt signaling pathway; non-canonical Wnt signaling pathway.